Molecule: messenger RNA, 644 nt
Organism: Anopheles darlingi
Lineage: Eukaryota; Metazoa; Arthropoda; Insecta; Diptera; Culicidae
Gene: CheA87a
Exons: 2
Coding region: 19-579 (186 amino acids)
Source: RefSeq, a predicted model, not a curated record
AGUACUGCCAGAGGAGCUAUGCUCCAAUAUCAAGCAAUAAUCCGCUGUACGGGCAUCACGGUGAUCGCAUUGCUUUUGUUGAGCAAUGGCGCAACGGCGCAGAAGUAUGAGGUACAUCUGGAUAAGCUGGAACGGUUGGAUAGCGAUGGGGACUACUUCACCUACAAUUACACCUUCGAGAAGGUGUCCGAAAUGAAGAUGAGCUUUUCGGCCAACAUCCAGCAGCACAAGGAACUGGACGAUAGCUACACCGUCAAGGCGAUGAUGGCACGGGCCGAGCUGGCUGAAGAUAGCGAGUACGAGGUGAUGUUGGAUCUGCGCAAACCACUCUGCGAUUGGAUGCGGACCAUCUACAAGACGUACUUCUACGACGAGCUGAAAGCGGUGAGCAAUAUGCCCACACCGGAGACGUGCCCGCUACCGGUUGCCGAGUAUUGGAUGAAGGAGUACGUGUUCGAUGUCGAGCCGUAUCAGGAGAUGAUGACCGAGGGUCGUUGGAAGACGGAAAUGAUGCUAAUGAAAGGGGAGAAGGCCUGCUCGGGGAUUGUUCUGUGGUCGACCGUAAAACCGGCCUCUUGACAUGUGCGUUAUUGUAGCAUCUCGCAUCCUUAUUAAAUAUACCUGCAUUUGCACAUUGUAGUACA